Periconia digitata is the source of this 1041-nucleotide messenger RNA. NCBI's taxonomy places the organism in Eukaryota, Fungi, Ascomycota, Dothideomycetes, Pleosporales, Periconiaceae. The record is from the annotation of a GenBank genome assembly.
UCGUGGUUGGAACGACAAGGAGAACCAGUGGGUCGACCUCCCUCCCCCAGCGAACUGGAAGCCGGCCGAUUCGAAGAGGAUGCGAAGAGAUCAAUUCAUUUAUAUGAGUCAGCUGGCCGGCGCUUUCAAGACGUUGUCCUUUAUUCUCGACAUGAUUCGCCAAUGGCGAUCCAAACGAGGAUCACUCAGAUCCGAUCUACCUACAUUCAAGUAUGGGCGACAUGCACCGAUGUGCUUGGAUGUCCCAUCGCUACGCUGCCGCCGCCGCACGGAGGAUGCAAAGAAAGAAAAGAGGCCAGUUCCAAAGAUAACAAUCAAAGGAUGAAGGGAAGGAUGACCACGGCGGUAAUUAGUUCCAUUCCAUGCAGAGUUUUUCCCUUCUGUUUUCAACUAGAGCGAUGCACAAUUGAGGGGCUCGAUAUCAGCGUCGCCACGCCCGCCCUGCUCACCGCCAUUUUCUCCAGCAUCACCCUCAUUUUCGCGUUGAACAAUCAAAGGACCAGCGUUUCUGUGUCGCCAAUUGCAACGGCAGAAAGUUCCCUUCCGGGCCUGGUGCCUGCAGCGGCACUGCAAUCCUCGAUCUGUCCCGUCUGUUCGUUUUGCAACCGCUACCCGCGCGUAACCAAAGUCAAAGGACACAGCUCAAUACGACGCGAGGUGAAGUGGGACGAGACGAAACAAGUUAAGACGAGGGGUCAAUUCAUCUGUCGCUCGUUCUGCGUAACCCGUUGCUGCUAUAUGUACAUGUAUGCACAUGGGCUUCCAGGGUCCUGUGGUGUUGUGUCGCAUCUCCAUUACAUGUACCUGUACAGCUAUCAUAGCACUGCGAGUACAUACAAUUCUCGACCGAGCAUCCGUCACCGCUGGCUCGUGGUCAAGUGCAAUUGUGAUGCCCCGCCCACCUGCGUGUGUGUCCUCGUCCUUUCCACCGGUGCCAGCCAGCGAGAGAGGCCGUUGUUUCGUCUAGCUCGGUCCUACCGAGUACCUACCAUUCCCACACUUCUUCUCUGUCAUCCGGAUGGCCUGUGUCGACCGUACUAG